Molecule: messenger RNA, 12758 nt
Organism: Fonticula alba
Lineage: Eukaryota; Rotosphaerida; Fonticulaceae
Product: serine/threonine protein kinase
Exons: 10
Coding region: 192-12221 (4009 amino acids)
Biological process (GO): protein phosphorylation
Molecular function (GO): ATP binding; protein kinase activity
Source: RefSeq, a predicted model, not a curated record
UCCUCCUCCUCCUGCUCCCCCUCUCUUCUCCCCUCCCCCAUUGCUCCUCGGCCCCAUCCACCCGCGCCCUCUCCUCCCGAUCGCCGGAUCGCAUUCUCUGGCUCCCUGGACUCCUCCACUCCGUUCGUCCUACCCGUUGCUGCCCGAGCAGCCUGUGAUGUGCUAUGCGCCCGCCGCCCUGACUGGCUACCAUGGUUUCCCGUAAUGCCUCGGCUGGCCUCGAGCCGCCGAUUAGGCCACAUGCUGGCCGGCGGCGGUGCCACCUCUCCCCCCAACUGGCAUCUCGCCCGGGUGUCGGUUUGAUCGGGGUUUUUCUCUUAUUUCUAUUGUUGGCCCCCGGGGCCGGAGCCGAGCCGGGGCCUCCGCGCUCGCGCUCGACACGGACAAGCACUUCCCCAAAUCCGGGGAUUGAGUUCCUGCUGAGCGCCACAUCCUUCGUACCGGCAUCCUACUCAGCCGAUGCGCCGAUCCCGGUGGACGCCUGGCACACCUGGCACGGGUCCGCCAUGCGCGCGGACGGCACGCUGGAGCUAUGCUUCGAGGCAGGCAGCACCGUGGCCGGGCUUUUGAUGCAUGCCUCCCCGGUGUUGCCCUGGCGAUCGACCGCCUCCUUGGCCACCGGGCCCUGGCUACGGCUCGCCGCAUCGGUCCCCCCCGGGACACCCCCUCCGGCCCAUGGCAGUUCGAGUCCCGGACCGGGUGUUGUGCCGGCGGCGGGCUGUCCGGCCGGGCUGCCCCUGAGUCAGGCUGCCGGGGCUUCUGCCGUCGGUGGCGACGCGCCCUCCCUCCGCAUCGCCGGUUUGGAUGAGCACCCCUGGAGCGACUCGCGUUCGGUGUUUGUCAUUCGAUCCACCGCGCAUGCAUCCAACUCCCCGAUCCGGGUGGCCCUGAUGGCCGAAUGCCGGUUUUCCUUCGAUGUGAUGCCCUCGUUCUGGCUUCCGGAGGAGGAUCUCGUUUUCUUUCAGGCUGUCGACCAGCAGCCGGUGGCCCUUUUCGGGUCGGCCUCCAAGCGCCUGACAGCACUCGUUGGCAUCACCUCUUCCUCGGGGCAUUUGGUCCUCUUUCGGGAUCUGGUCCUGCCAAUGGUGACACCCGGACGGCCCUUUUCCACGACCGCAUCAUGGGCUGCUGACAUCCCUUUGGUCCUGCGGCCCGAGCUCGGAUGGCCAGCCGCCAAGUCAGCCCCGCCUGGACAGGGAUCUGCCUCCUUUUCUACCUCCGGCUCUUUUUCGGACACUUCCACCUCCUCGACCGGAUCCGCGCCACACUCCUCACAUGCCUCCUCGACAGGCUCCUCCCCGCCGGCAGAUGCCUCGUCGACAGACGCCUCUUCGCCAGCUGCCUCCUCCUCAUUGGCUGCCUCCUCCUCAACGGCAGACGCCUCUUCGCCGGCUGGCUCCUCAUCAUCAGCUGCUGCUUCCUCACCGGCUGCUUCCUCCUCAUCAUCAGCUGCUGCUUCCUCACCGGCUGCUUCCUCCUCUUCAUCAGCUGCCGCAUCCUCAUCGGGCGCCUCUUCUUCAUCAGCUGCCGCAUCCUCAUCGGGCGCCUCUUCUUCCUCUCUCUCCUUCUCGUCCUCCUCAUCUGGGGCACCCUCGAGCCAUGUCCCCGGGUCCUCCUUCGAGUCGGCUUCCUCCUCGGUGUCUGGCUUUUCGGCGGGCAGUUCUCCGGCCUCAUCGGCAGAUGGGCCAGCCACAUUUUCAAUCUCCCCCUCCGCCUCUGAGUCCCGGCCUCCUCCGGAGGGGAUUUGGCUGUCCUCGGCUGAUACCGAUGGGGAUGGCGACCCGGACUUGCUGGUCAUGUUGCGCCAUCGGCCGUCAGCCACCACACCCAUCAAGCUCUUGCGGUUGCGUACAUCCGUGGUGGCUUCGUCUCCAGCCACCACGAUGGACUUCCCGCCGGAGGUGUUGUUCACUCUUCCCUUGGAGGCGCAGUCGGUCGUGUUUGCCCGGCCAGCUCAUCUGACCAAGCUCGAUGGGGGUUCCAUGCCAUCCCCCUGUGCGGACUUUGUGCUUCUGACCUCCGGCUCCGGGGGCAAGCUUGCUCUGUCGGCCCUGUUGGCCGGGGCGUGCGGAUCCCCCGACGCCCAGCCGCACUACUCGCUUCACACAUUGCCGGUUCCCUGCCUGACAAGUGUGGGAUGGGUCCGGCUGGCAGACGUCAAUGCCGAUGGCAUGGUCGAUGUGGUGGUCCUCUGUGCGUCCGGCGAAUUGGGCUACUUCCUGGGUCCGCUGGCACAGAUGCCGGCCGCUGGCCCGGCAGAGCUCACUCCCUCCGGGCGGGCCUGGACCCGUGCGACCCUUCCGCCGGUCGUGCGCGAUCGCUUGGCCCUCUCGCCAGUCCGUUGGAUGGAGGUGUUGGACCUCAAUGGGGAUGGGCAUGCGGAGGUGGUGCUCGGGUUUUCACGUCUGCCCGUUGAAAGCCCCCUCAUCCAUCCAAUGCCUUUCUUCUCCAACGCAUCGACUCUCCUCAAUACGGCCAACAGCGAGACGCUGGUUGUGGUGUUGGUGCCAGCCACCGAGGCGGCCCUGGCAGUCGCCACCUCAAGUGGAGCUCUUUGCGAUUGCGGUGCCUCCGGUGGCUGUCGCUGGCCGACGUCUCUGGAUGCCGGGCUCUAUCCUUACCCUUCUAUGGAUGGCAAUGUGUGCGCUUGCGCGGCCAACAUUCAACAUGACUCGGUGGGCAGGUGUGAGUUUUGUCGCCCGGGCUUCGCUGGCACAGCCUGUACCAGUCGUUGUUUCGAGGGAUGUCACACAUGUGACCGGCGCUUCCCCGGGGUUUGUCUCUGGUGUCAAGAGGGCUUCCUGCUGGCGGGUGGUCACUGCAUCGAGGCAACCACCUGUCCCGAUGGCUUCGACUAUGCGGUCGGCGUGUGCGCAUCAACCACAGCUGCGGCUCCCGGCCCGGCCACUGCUUGGCAUGGAAACCAGCCAGUCGGAGUUCAAGUUGCCGGAGCCUCCUCAAGGUCUUCCCCUUCAAAUGCCACUACCACGUCUGGCAUGGCCACUCCGGCUGCUACUUCCAACUCGAGUGGCGCUUUAUCUGCCUCUCCCUCACCAUCCCCGGGAGAGCCAUCCAUGCAUGGUAGUUCGCAAGAUGCCAGCUCUUCCUCAUCCAGUGGGUCUGGCGUCCCCUGUCGGCCCUGGUCGGUCAAGUCGCGGGAUUGGUCCAAGUCCAAGAUGCGUGUUGUCGCGGCAUCGCGUCCGCAAAGCAUCCCCAGCUCGGUCGCCAGGGCUUCCUUGCCCACCUCCGACCCGGCCACCUCGUCCGGCAGCUGGCCCGGUUCAGGGUCCCGCAGCAUGGGAAAUCCGAUCGGCGACACCGACCAUGCGAUUGGUGGCGCGCGUGGCGGCCCCCACACCCCCGAGACCACUGGCAGUGCCGAUCAGCAUACCAAGCUUGCUGGCAGUCAUGAUGGCAGCCCGACUGAUCUUGACUCAAGCAGCAGCCCCAGCCCCAGCCCCAGUUCCAGUUCCGACUUUGGCUCCGGCUCUCGCUCCGGCCCCGGCUCCCGCUCCGGUCCCCCUCCCGGGUCUGGUCCGGAAGCUGGCUCUUUCACCAUGCCUGUCCCGGGCUCCGAGCCCUCUCUGGGCCCUGGUCCUGGUGGUGGCAGUUCCGAAGAUGCCUCGGAUGAGCUGCCCCUGUGCCCGAUUCAGGCGGUCGAUGUUGGCUCCUUCUCCUGGGUCACCGAGAUGCGGUCCAUCGCGCCGGUGACAGAGCUGGCCUUUGGCCCGUUGUCGGCUCAAAUGCGCCGGGUGAGCAUUGCUUCUUACCCGAUCUUCCAUCCGAUUGGCGACGUUUCCGAGCCCGGGUCCGGCCCUUCGCGGCUCUUCCUGGGCACAGGCCCCAACCACACUUCCGUGGCCGAGGUCACUCGGCGCUCGGCCUGCGACACCGAGGGGCUGGUCAAUUGGCCGGAAUUCCGCCUGUCGGUGUCCGGGACCACGCUGUUCGGGACGUCGCUCGGGGUGGACCCGACAGGGGCCAUCCGCUGGCUCGGGCAGGCGGAAAGCUCUCGGGUCAAUCCGCUGCCUCUUCCGCACUUGGUGCACAUUCACCGUGAGGGCAUGCAGAUGCACCUGCCCCGGGGGGAAAUGGUGCAGUCCGCCCGCCGGUAUGUGGUAUCUGGGCGCUUCUCCCUGCCGGAUCGCCUGACCCCGUUGUCGGUCAUCGAGCGGAACACCGUGUCGAUCUUCCUCUCGCCCGGUGGUCAAAGCCUCUUUUCCAUUCCCUCGGUGGUCCUGCGCACGCUGGCCGUGGAGCUGGUCCCCGGGUCGGGCCUGGAUGAUCUUUUGGUGGUCAGCUGUGCCGAGGUGACCGAGCCUCGGCCCUUGGAUUGUGGGACCUCGCAUGUUUUGUGGCACAUCCCGGCGCCCCUCCUUGGUUCGACGGAGCCCUCGACCAAUGGCUCGGUGCGGCCCAUUCGCUUGAUCACCUUCACCAAUGGCGUCAUCCAUGCCCUGGUGGCCGGGGACUUUGAUGGCGAUGGCGACAUGGAUGUGGCCCUGUUGGCCACCUGGUCGGAGAUGCCCGUCGCGGCGCCCCAAACCCCUUCGCAACGUGGGGCAUUGUUGGCGGACACCCCGCCGCCGCCCGGCUGGCCGACAAACAACUUCCCUCCGGUUGCGGCUCCCCGGCGGCCGAUUCGUCUUCUGCGCAAUCUCUUCUCCGAAACCGGUGACUCCAGGCUUGUGGAUUUGGGCGCCUUGGCGUUUGAAUUCCCCCUGGACACCGUGCUCCCGGUGGAGCGGGCCUUCCUGGUGGCCACCGAUGCCGAUGGCGAUGGUGUGGCCGACUUGUUUGUCGGGUGGGGCCAGGCGCGCAUCCGACUGUUUUUGAGCCGGCCACUGGCGGUGCUUCCCCAGCGGCCGAGCAAUGCCAUCUUCCAGACGAAUGCCAUGCUUUUCAGCGAGGCACCUGUCGGCUUUCGGCCGCCGGUGUUCGAGCGCCUAUCGGCCGAGGGCCACGAGCCGCCGCUGUCGAUCACGGCCUUCUGGGCGGCGGAUCUCGAUGGCGAUGGCUUCGCCGAGUUGGUGGUAUCUCUGCGGGGCCGGCACUCGGUGGAGGUGUAUAGCCGGUCUUCGACACUGGUCGGGUGUGGCUGCGGUGCGGGGGGCACAUGUGCCGAUGUUCCCAGCACAUGGCCACCGCCGGCCAUGCAUGAGCCGGACUUCUGGGCUCCCUGCGCCUGUGCCAGCGAGCAGUUCAUCCACAACUUCACCGGCUAUUGCCGGGCCUGUGCCCCGGGAUCGGGUGUCUUCCCAUUCUGCCGCCGGUGCCCGGAAGACUGCCUGGACUGCCGCGAUGACGGAACGGGCAUUUGCUAUCAGUGUGCCCCGGGGCUGGUUCUGCGGGCGGAUGGUGUUUGUUCCAGGACUUGUGAUCUCGAGGAAACCCCACCAAGCGAAUUAUACCCGACACACUCGCGCAAGCUGCUCCAGCAGGCCGGCCAGCUGAGAAAUCCGAUCCACAGUUCGCCCAUCAUGGAGGCCCUGCGAAAGCAAGCGGCCGCCCUUCUGCCGGACAUCCCGUCUGGCGCCCUUUCGGCCACAUCUUCCUCUUCCUCGGCGCCGGGGCCGGGGCCGGGGCCGGGGCCGGGGCCGGCCGGCGAAGCAUGGUCGGUCAUCCGCGGCCGGUGCAAGCCGAUCGACCAGAAGAAUGUCCCCUUGCGGUUGGACUCCCCCUGGCCCGGGUCAAUGUUUGGACUCCGGGACACGGGGAUUCUCCCUCUGCAUUGGGACCCGGACAUUGGCUUUGUCUUCGCCGAUCGGGACUCCUAUUUCAUGGUUGACAUCCAGGGCCGGCUGUUUCAGGUGUCAGCCAAAACGGACAGCGCCGGCGGGCUGACUUGGUCGGAGCCCCGGCAGGUGGUGCUCGGUGGCCAGCUGUCGGAACUGCAAUUGGUCCCGGCCUUGGGCCUUUCCCCGGGGUUCGAUGCCAUCGGCGUGCUGUUGGUUCUGCGUCCGCGGCGCAUUGCCCUCGGGAGUGGGUCUCCACCGCUGACCGACCCCGAGGCGGACCCCUUCCAGACGACUGUGAUCUACUACUCGACGCCCGUGCCCCGGGCCAAUGGCCAACGCAGCGGCCUCAAGGGCACGGUGAUCAACAUGUCGCGCCCGGCGUCGGCCACCAUCCGGGGCUUUGCGGUGCCCGGGGCGCGGGUUGCGGUUGCCGGAGCACCGACGCGCGAUCCCCUGGCCAUAAUCAGCGUGCCGACGCACGAUUUCGACGUGGAACUUGGUGCUUCGCCCGGGGCCCGGCCGAAUCUCUUCAUGGUCCGGCUCAGCUGGGGGCGUUUGGUGGGCUACGGGGCGCUUCCCGGGUCAGAUGCAGCCCUGUCGGUCGGGCGCACGGCAUUCACUUCUGCCGAAGGCGCCGGCCUGGCUCCCCGGGGGGAUGUCAUCUUCCUGCUGGAUGCCAAUGCCCCCUGGCAGGGGCGGUCAGCCACAUCGACGGGCCCCAGCCGCCUGGGACUGGUGGCAGCCAUCGCCACCCAGCAUAGCCAGUUUCUGGUGGCGCCUUUGGGCGUGCCGCUUUUCUAUCCGAAUGUCGUGUCGCUGGAUGGGACGCAUGAUUUGGAUGGCGACGGCCGGCCGGACUUGUUGCUGGUUCUGGUUGGCCGAAAUGUCCCCACUCUGGGGGUUUGGUCGCCAGAAUGCAUGGAUCUCCAAUGUCGCCUGUCCCCAUCGCCGGCUUUCAUCAUCGAGCAGGCAUGGAGCGAGGCCCCCUGGUCCGUGCGACUGGCCGACCUGGAUCGCGAUGGAGACAUCGAUCUGGUGGUCCUCACCGAGCAGGGGCACCUGGUGGUGUAUGAGAAUUUCCUGGCCCAGGGGAUCCCACGGCGCUUUGACAAAAUCCUCAUCGACCCGCAUGCGGCCACGCCCUCGCCAUGGGGGCUCUUCCUACGGGAGGACUCGGCGGCCGGUUUGGCUCGGGAUUCGGCCGGUGCCGCGGCAUCGACAUCUGCCGCGGAGGCGACCACCCCGGAGGAGCGUUUCCAGGCGGCACUCAACGAUGCGCCUGUCUUCCUGAACACUUGGCGCUUUUCGUCGCCCACAGGGGCCAUCUCCAUCGGGGACUUCAAUGGCGAUGGGGUGCCGGAGAUCUACAUCACACGUCGUACCAGCAUGGAGCUGCUUGCCGGUCUCAAGGGGGGCAGUGGCUCCGAUUCGAUGCAUGCCAUGCGCCUUUCCGCGGCCUAUACCCUGCAGAGUGCCUCGCUGCUGGGCGAUCAAGCCAGCCACUCAAUGCGCACCUUCAGUGAUUCCUCCUCGUCGCUGGACAAUGGGCCGAGCAGCCCCUCGGGGCUGAUCCUGUGGACGGCCGGUGUCCAUUGCAACUGCCCGUCUGGGGCCACUUGCACGGCGGACCAGGAAAGUUGCGAAUGCUAUCCCGGGUUCACGCCGGUGUGGGGCGACCGCUUUGGAGCGUGUGUCCUCUGCAUGGCCGGGGAUGACUGCACCGCCUGCUCGCCGGAUGGCCAAGAAUGCAUGCAAUGUCGCGAGGGGCUGCUUCUGGAGGAUGGCUACUGUGUGGCCCAGUGCUCGGCCGCGUCGUUCUUCGUGCCGGCCACCCUUCCGCGGGAGCUCGGCGGUGUGGACGUCUGCCAGCGUUGCAACACCCGGUGUCGGACAUGCUCCGGGUCGGACCCGAGUCAGUGUCUUUCCUGCUGGACUGGGGCCUUCCUGGACAAGAGUCGCGGCUUGCUCGGCGACGGGGAAACCGGUGUCUGCGCCGAGUGCCAUGCCACAUGUGACUCGACCACCGGGUGUGCGGGCCCGGGCCCGGGGGAUUGCAUCGGCUGCGCGCCGGGCUUCCUGCGUGAUGGGCUGGUCUGCGCGGCCUACUGUGCAGAUGGCAUGGCCCCGCCGACCCCGGCCACCUUCGAGGAGUCGCUGUUCGGCGGCUCGGGCCCCGACGACAUGGCUGUGUGUGCCCCCUGUGCCGAUGGGCCGGCCUGUGUCAGGUGCUCCUCCUCAACGACCCUGGGCACAUGUCUCGAAUGUGCCGACGGGCAUGUUUUGCUGGCACUCUCGCCGGAGCAGGGUGGCUUUGCCUGUGCCGAAUGUGAUGCGUCCUGCCGGACGUGCUCCGGCUUGGCGGCCGACAGCUGCACAAGUUGUCCCGAUGGCAAGGUGCUUCAGCAGGGAUUCUGCGUGGAGGCCUGCCAUUCGGGCUUCUUCCUGGAUGCCGAGGCGGGCAUUUGCGAGCCAUGUCACCCACUGUGUAAGACAUGUGUGGGCCCGACCUCGAGCGCAUGCACCAGCUGCCGGCUGGGCUAUCAGCUUGCCGAGUCGGGCACCUGCAUGUCGGAGGAUGUUUGUCCCUCCGGGCAUUUCAUGGGCCUUGAUGGUUCGUGUGCGCCCUGCCAUGGUACUUGCGGGGAAUGCCUCGGACCGGACCCGGAGGAGUGUCUUUCCUGUCGCGCUGGCUCCGGGUUGUUGCUCUAUUCGCCCGAACUCCAACAGACAGUCCCGAAUCCGGACCACCUGCUGAUGGGGUCAUGCCUUGAGUCGUGCCCCAGCCGGACAUAUGCCUCGGCAUCCCCGGAGUCCGGUGGGGUGGAUGGCGGCCUGGCCGUGUGCCUGCCCUGCCAUUCCUCCUGCCUGCGGUGCACAUCCUCCCGGUUGACAACGUGCACGUCCUGCCCCGCUGGCAGUGUCCUGCAGGACUCCAUGUGCAUUUCGGCCUGCUCGCCCAUCCGGUGGUUCGAAGUUGUCCUUGAGGCAGAUCCCGGACCGGAGCCCGCCUCGACACGCGGCUGCCAGGCUUGUCACAGUAGCUGCCUUUCAUGCAUCGGUCCCGGCCCCGGGGACUGCACUGCCUGCCAGCGGGGGCGCUUCUUCCUGAGCUCCAAUCUGACCCCCACCGUGGGGCCGGCAGUUGGCCAAUGUGUGGUUGAUUGUGGUCCGCGGAGGUUCGCGCGCGGAGCCGUGUGUGCGAGCUGCUCGACGGGUUGCGGCUCUUGCUUUGGCGCCCAAUCUGCGGAGUGUCUCUCCUGCGAGAGCCCGACGGAUUUCCUGCAGGAGGGCUCCUGUGUGAAUGCCUGUUCCAGUGGCUUUUUCGUCUCCCCCACCGGUGGCAGCAUUGACGAUGGGAGCAAUGGCGAUAGUGGCGGCGGGGCCAACAGCGACAGCAGCAGCAGCAGCAGCAGCAGCGGCGGCGGCGGCGGUAAUUCAACGACCACGCAGGCGUGCUUCUCCUGCUAUCCCUUCUGUGCCUCCUGCAGCGGUCCUUCCAAUCGGGAAUGUCUUUCUUGCGAUCCGGGGUUCGUCCUGCAAUCGGGCACCUGUCGGCCCUCCUGCGGGCCGGGCUUCUUCCUGCCGAAGAAUGCUGGCGGCUCUUCGACCGGCGCGACUCCAGUCUGCCAGCCAUGCCAUGGGGCCUGUAUGACCUGCUACGGGCCGCUCGCGAGCCAGUGUCAGUCCUGCAUUCCCGGGCGCAAUCUGCUGGACCUGAAGCCUCUUGAUGCUCCGCCGGGCAUGGCUGGCCUUUGCUUGCAGGACUGCCCGACUGGCUACUUUGUGGAGCCCAUCAAGCGGCAUUGCAUUUCCUGUCCGUCGCAUUGCCACAGCUGUCGGGGGCCGCAUCCGGUCUUCGAUUGCUUCGAGUGUCAGCUGGGCGCCCGGCGUGGGGCCGGUCCAUGGGGCACCUGUGGCUCGACCUGUCCUCCGGGCCAGGUCCCCCUGACCUUGCCUGGGUGGUGUCGGAUUUGCGCCAGCACUUGCACCCAGUGUGGGCAGCAGCGGAAGUUGCUGGCGGCCAGGCGCAGCGUGGAGGCUCGUGCGUCGAUGCCCUCGUGCAUGGUGAUCGAGGGCCUCCGGCGGGAGAGGCUUCUUCCCGAGAGCGAACUCGGCGAAAUGGCCCUGGCGGCCGUGGACAUCGCUGGCGAGCAUGAGCUCAUUUCCUGCGAGGAUGAGUGUGAGCCUGGCUUCGGGAUUGACAUUCACACGGGCGCGUGUGUGCCCUGUCCGUCGGGCUGCCGGUCCUGUGUAUUUGGCGUCUCGGUGGAUGGGGUGCCCAUCCCGACGACGUCGCCAAUGUGCCUCACUUGCUUUGACGGCUUCUUCCGGCUGCCCUCGACUGAGAAUCCCGAGCUGGUGUCCUGUCUGCCGGAAUGCCCGAAGGGCUUCUAUGGGUCCUACGAUCUGGAGGCCCCAUGGGCCGAUGUGGGCCUGCUGUCGCAGUCGGAGAAUGCCACCGACAGCCACUCUUCGGCCGCCUCAUCCUGGCCGGUGGGGUCCACCGUGUCGGGGUCGGAAAUCCCGCGGCCCACCAUCCUGCCCGUCGUGCCGAUGGCGUGUCUUGCCUGUCAUCCAGCAUGCGAGCAAUGCACGGACGCCGGCAUCGAGGGCUGCACCGGGCGACUGGAUUGCUCAAUCUUGCGGGAGGCCGGCACUCAGGACCCUCUUAAUCGCUGCUUCAGUGGCGCGGAUGUCAUCCUCCUGUGGGUAGUCAUGGGCGUUGGCUUUGCCUUGAUCCUGGCCACGCUAUUUAGCUUCUGGCUGUUCUUCGGCUGCUGGCGCUAUCACCGGCUGAAGGCUGCCUCGGAAAGCAAGCAGAAGGCCUCGCUGCGGGCGGCCUUCUUCGGGGUCGGCUACCCGACGCACAUUUCCGAGACCAUUCUGGUCAUGGAUCGCAUUGAGGGCCCGGAAGGGGACAUGUCGCAGGAUGACAAAUCCGUCGAGGGGGUCAAUCCCGAAGACAUGACCAUCAUGAAUACGCUUCCUGCCCUUGCUUUGCCGGGCAUUCUGCGCGUGGACUUCGCGCUCGCGGUCGAUACAUCGGACAUCCGGCGAAUCUUGCGCCCGGGCUUCGGCCCUAGCAAGAGCGGCAAGGGUUACUUCAUCGAGUCCAGCUCGCACUCCUCGCUCACCCGGUCGCCUACCUCCUCCAUGCACUCGGGGUCGUCUGGCUCGGAUCCGGAUUCGAGUGACCCAUUGAGCACCGGCCUGCCGACCCUGACGCCGAUCCUGCGGCCAGGGCCCUCCUCCGGUCUCACGCCGCGGGUGGUGAAUGCCAUGGAGGCGGAGCGUCUGUCGCCGCCCCUGCUGUCACUGCCCUCCUUCGACUCGACCAACUCCCUGAACACGUCCACCGACUGGAGCAACACCUCGAUGCCGGUCCCGCUCGGCGAGGGCACCCAGGCUAGUGUGCUGCCGGUGACGCUCCUGUGCCCGCGCAUGGCCGAGCGCGCCGGCAGCAACACCGCCGUCGCCAAGGUAUCCUGCAUCUCGACCUUGCGAAAGACCCACCUGCCGGACGAUGGCAAGGCGCUGCAGCAAAAGCGCGACAUGUUCCUGCAGGAGGUGUCCGUCAUGUGGGCCCUGGCCGAGUCCCAAGGGCCCGGUGCGGCGCACAUUGCCAACAUCAUCGGCUACAGCGAGCGGCCGUAUGUCAUCUUCCUGCAGCGCUACACCACCGAUCUGGCGGCCUUCCUGGCCGAUGCGGCCGCCAGCACCCAUGCCAAUGGCGAGGCGUUUGGUGAUGAUGCUUCCUCCGAGCCGCCGGUCGAGGGCCAGGUCCCCAUGCCGCGUGCCUCCUUCCGCCACCUGUCCAUCAUCCUGGAGCAGCUUGCCAUGGCCCUGCGCCAUGCGCACGACAACCAAAUCGCCCACUGUGAUGUCAAGCCAGCCAAUGUCUUCCUCGACUAUGACCCGCACUAUGUCCGUCCGAGCACCUUGCGGGCCGGGGACCCGGCGGCCCCCCGACGUGCCGGGCCCGACCAAGGCACCACCCGUCCAGGGGCUUGGGUGGCGGUGCUGGGAGAUUUCGGUGUGGCGCGGCCGAUCACCCGCUCAAGUGCCCUGCUCAAUGACUCCCUCAUCGACGGCAUGACUGCGGCGUACUCGGCCCCCGAGCUUCUUGUGGCUCGGCGUGACAAGUCCCGCAUCCAUGACCCGGCGGUGCGCAUCCAGUCCGAUGUCUACGCCUUCGGAGUCAUUGUGACCGAGAUGUUUACCGGGGCCCGGCCCUGGCGGGGCCUGUCGGCGGACGAGAUCGGCGCCCGGGUCAUCCGCGGCGACCAGCCGGCCUUCGUCCCGGUGGCCCCCUGGCUGGUCCCCCGUGCGCCCUUCCUGGCAACCAAGGCAUACAUCGUCGCGCAGUUUGACGCUCUGGCAACCGCCUGCAUGACCCAGGACCCGGACGACCGGCCGUACAUCGGCCCGGAGCUGGUCCAGCAACUGACCACCGACGCCAACAGGUGCUGGGUGCUGAGAUGACCACGCACCGGCGGGCUAUGGCGAAAAUGUCAUUCCCCCGAUGGUGGGGCUUUUCCCCUCCGCCCACCGGUGGUAUAAAAGCCGCUGCCGGGUGGGUGUCUGAGCUCCGGCUCGGCUCUUCCACGGGCCUCGCCCCGCACCGACCAAACUCCGGGAUUCGCUUCUCAUGAAGGCUUCUCUGGAUGUUCCCUCGCUGGGUGUCUGUGGAUGCAUCUUUUCGCCUCUUUGUGUUCACCUCUUGCCAGGGGGGGGGCGUCCCCAGUCUGGGGUUCUCCCCCUCGAGGGGAGGUGACACACAUAUGACGGGACAUCGGUGCAUGCACGGUCAUCCGGCGCUCUUUCUUUUUGGGGUGGUCAGAGGCCAAUGUUGUCGUGUGUGCGUGUGUGUGUGUGGCUACCCACCACACCGCCCUCGACAACAUCGACCUCUCUCCCCUCCUCCUCUUCACAUACAACAUAUACAUACACAUCAUAUCAGCGUGUUCUCGGCCCCCCGUUAGCGGCCGUAACCCCAAUAUACAUACUUCGACAAGAGAG